AUGUCUUACUUGGGGUUGGUGGCUGACUUGGCCAUGAUUGUUGGACCCUGUGUGGGUUAUAUGGAUCAAAUCCGAACCAUUCGCAACAAAAGAUCAAGUGGAGGAUUUAGUAAAUUUAUUAGUUUGAUUUUACUGGUUGCAAAUAUUCUUCGUUGUUUCUUUAGAUAUUACAAGGAGUUUGACAAUGUAUUACUCUAUCAAUCCAUCCUCAUGAUUGGUUGUCAAUUAGUAUUAAUUUUUGUGUGUAUAAAAUAUCCAUCGUCGGAGACAGGAUCAAUUUUCACACAUCCCAUCAAAAGUUUCUGGAACUGGAGUGAUUUCUUGAGCUAUUUCAUUUUCCUUGUAAUAUUCACUGUGUGUACUUCUGUGAUUUCUUUCAUUUUCCAUCCAAUACUACAAGAUCUCUACACUGAAAUGAUUGGAACUGUUGCUUUAUUUACUGAGGCUAUUUUGGCUGUGCCUCAAGUGAUUAGAAAUUGGCAAACUGGAUCAGCAGAUGGUUUGAGUUGGAUUUUGGUAGGCACUUUCUUUUUGGGAGAUUCUUACAAGACUGUUUAUUUCUAUCUCAAAAACCAACCCUUUCAAUUUGUCUUGUGUGGCUCAUUCCAACUAUUCAUUGAUUUUGUGUUAGCUUUCCAAAUGUUGAGAGAUCAAUCAAAGAAGAAGCAACAGCCACGAGGAGGAUUGUUAGGAUAUUAA
Naegleria lovaniensis is the source of this 699-nucleotide messenger RNA. RefSeq lists its product as uncharacterized. Bases 1 to 699 code for a protein of 232 amino acids. Gene Ontology annotation, cellular component: endosome; trans-Golgi network. NCBI's taxonomy places the organism in Eukaryota, Heterolobosea, Eutetramitea, Acrasida, Naegleriidae. The transcript has 2 exons. Gene Ontology annotation, biological process: retrograde transport, endosome to Golgi; phospholipid translocation. The record is from RefSeq and is a predicted model, not a curated record.